Struthio camelus australis is the source of this 3777-nucleotide messenger RNA. RefSeq names its product chromosome 2 C7orf57 homolog (gene C2H7orf57). The record is from RefSeq and is a predicted model, not a curated record. NCBI's taxonomy places the organism in Eukaryota, Metazoa, Chordata, Aves, Struthioniformes, Struthionidae.
CCCCGCGGCCGCUACGCUGCUUGCGAAUGGUACUACCACAUACCACUGAAACAACCAGAGAAAUUGGUGAACUCGGAAAUCCCACUUCCGCCAACAUCUCAGAUUCCAGGUCUGAGUGACCUUGCAGAACCUUACAACGAGAAGAUGUUUGGGGGCCGCAGGAAGUGGAUCAAAGAUACUGAUUCAGAAUAUGUAAAGCUGGCAAAGCAAGGAGGCCAACCUGACUUACUGAAGCACUACACUCCUGUUACAAGGAAGUCAUCUCCAGUAGCAUAUGCUGCACCUGACUGGUAUUCACAUCGCUCUAAUCCCCCAACAACCAAUGAGCCACAGAGCUAUGUUUCCACUAUACCAAAUUAUAUGAUUCAUGAAGAGUUUAAGGCUGAUGAUCAUCGUAGUAAUAACUAUGAGGCGAGAAGAGCGCCAUUUGAUUUUGAUAUGAAAAGUGUUUGGCAACGGGAUGCUGAGGACAAAGAGAACGCAGAGAAAAAAAAGGUAAAGCUUCCGGCUAUAAACCCUAAGUAUCCCAGCAAAAUGCAGAAUGUUUCUACAAACAAGGAAUUCAGUGGGAAAAAUAAGCUUACCUUUCCACCUAUGCCUGCUCAGAGAAAUGGUGAAGCAGUAAACUUCAGCAAAUUAAUUAGCAAUGGUUAUGGGGCUGACUGGAUUCAGCAGCGCACUGAAUGGGAAAAAAAUGUUCAACAAGCAUCAGAAAAUAGUGAGGAAUCCAAAGAUUCAGAGCCGUCACAGCCUGACACAGUACCUGCAAGCAACAAGUGAAAGCCACCAUUUCAGCAAUAGUGCACUCUCAAUACAUUCUACACCUUGGAAUCCAGAGCUGAAGAUUUUAGUGCAUUACUGAAUCUACAUCUCCACGAACAGAAUGUUUAGAGAGUUUGGUUCACUUUUUAUUAAAAAUUUGCUAUGAAAAUUGAUUGGAAAUGUAAACCUAUCACUAAUCCUAAGCCCCCAAAAUUUCAGUGAAAGCUGGUGGGAUUUUUUCUGUUGAUUUCAGUAGAGCCAGCAUCUGAGUCUGUCUCUGUUGUUCGCUUUAACUAACAAUUCCGGCAUCUAAGUUGCAUCUACAAAAAUAAAGAAGUAAAACAUAUGACAAUGGGUAAAUGUGUACUUAUUGAUCAUUCAGUACAUUUUUCCAAAUAUGAAGACAUUUGAUUUGUAUCAAGCUGUAUCUGAGGAAAAAAUACAAAGAAAUAUUAGCUUAAAUCAGUUUCCACUUAAAAUUUGUUUUGUGAAUUAUGUUCAGAUGCAUUGAAACCUUUAAUUUUAGUGUGAAUGCAGAGCUUUUGAUGAAAUACAAUUUUCCAGGUUAGAGUACCAAGGGAUGCCAAAGCUGGGACAUAUAGUAUUAAAACCUAAUCAGUAGAAAAACUGUCGCUAUGGAAAGGCACUAAAUAAUAAGUUUGUGUGAAGAAAUUGUGUAUGUAUAACAGGCAAAUUGUUGAUAUUCUCAGGAUUUCAACUGUAAAAUUUUAAACUUAAUGCAGUGAUCAUCUACAGUGUUUUCAGGAAAAAUAAGUACCAUUUUAUGAAUUCUUCAGAAUCAUCCAGUCAUAUGAACCUCUCUCUGGGAAUUCAACCAUGUUUUUGAUACAAUCUUUGGAUAAGAUUAUAAUAUUUAUUAUUAAUGUCUGUAAAGAGUCUAGUAGAGGGCAGGACUUGUUGUUCUGCCCAGCAAUGGUAAACUGCAACAUUAAAAUGAGUACUGUUUCUGAGGACCUAUUGGAGCAUACUUAAAUGCCAUAAACUAUAAGCAGUAAUAGUAUUUUUCAGUCCCACCUUGUUCUUCUGACUUAAAAUAUCAUAGGAAAUACUUCUAUGUUAUCAUACUGCUCACUAGUAUGUGUUUUACUGAUCAACAAUGUGAGAGAGAAGGGAAAUAGGAGAUGAUCAUGAAACUCUGGAGUUAAGCUGAUUAAGACAGCCAAGCCUUUUCUAAUUUUCAUCAGUUGAGUAGUAGUUUUUUUGUGUUCUUAGAGGAAUCCAUUUCAACAAUGUUUUGUAUAAAGUUUUCUCUAAGGUGUUCAGUACAAAUUUAUCAAAAAUUUGGAGACGGUAAUGCUAUGAAACAAUAACAGUAUAGUAUAUUUGAAAAAGUAUUUUCAAAUUUAUAGAUAACCUAUUCAUAGCGACUUAAAGGUGCAUGCUGUGGCAAAGUCAUCUGAAUCUAUUCCAUAAAAUUUGAAUUCCUGUGUAGGUGUAAUACUGCAUUACUCCAUAACACUGCUUACCUCCUGGGGAAAAUUCUAAUAAUUCUUUUCUAUAUUAUGGUUUCUUUUUCUCAAGAGAAAGUUAUGUAUGAAGUUCCCUACCACAAUUUUAUUACUUUGAAUCAUUUGAUGUCUAAAUGCUCUUUACUUUCCAACACUUUAUCUCCGUGUUGGAGUUCUUGUCCAAAGCUGUUCAAUUUUUUAGGCAAUUGUUAGAGGAAGGGACAGAAAGAAAACUGAGAGCUUAAUUUAGUCACUCGUUACUGUUACUUCAUUUUACUAUAAUAACGUUCUUAGGGUUUAUUGUAGAGGCUUUCAGAUGUUUUAGGUGUGCACCAGAUCAGAUUUUUAAAAUUGUCUCUUUUUUGCCUCAUUCACUAUUAGGUAAUGCCCACAUGGCAUUCCUCAAAUUUUUCAAAGUUUUUUUGAAGUGCCAUUAAAGUAUAUAUUCAGCUUUUCUUCGUCAAAUGAAGGAGAGGUUUGAUCUGCACUGUCAGCCAACUGAGCCUUCAUGGAUCACAGUUUGAAUACCUUGAGAUAGAACAUUAACAACCUGAAGUGCUGUGUCAGACUUUCAGAUUUGCCAUUAUUAAGAGCACAUGGAGAACCUUGGAAUUUGUGUUUCUGUGCUCAAAAUAAGAGAGCUACAGCAGAAGUGUGUGUUACCAGUUGUGCCAAGUACAUCAAAUCAGAGUAAAGCAGCAAAUCAAAAAAACUCCAAAUGAAUUUAAGGAUUGAAAUGUUUUGCUUAAGUUCACCUUAUCCCAGUAAUUAUAUUCUGUUUUAUUUACUUCUGAGUCAACGGAGUCCUGGAACUGGCAAGAUUUUAAAAGUCAGCAGUUCCAAAGGAAAAGCAUUGGAAGCUGCUAGAUCUAGAAAAAAUUUUUAGUGUUUUUUUUUUUUCAGAGAUACACUGCAGCUAAAAGCUGGGCACUUAGCAAAUCUAGCCCUUUUUGUUUUUAAUGCUGAAAUGUUUAUUUAGUUGUAUUGUGUUCCAUCUGCAAGCCAAAUGGCUUUAAAUAAGACAUGAAAUGUUUUUAUAAUAUAUUUUUAUUUUUUAUACAGUGAUUGCUCUGCAAGCCUGAACAUAAAACCAAAGCACAGUUACAGUUUAUAAAUUACAUCUGGGCUACUUAAUAUGUGAGUAUCUUUAAAACAGAAUUCCAGGUAGAGAUUUAAAAAUAAUUUGGAAGUUUAGUUACCUAAGAAUAAUUUUCCUUUUACAUGUGCUCAUUUAACUGUAGCAAAGUUGAAUGGUUGUUUUCAUUUUAAUUUGACUGAAUAUGUACUUUAUUCUUAUUACUUACGCCUCGUUAAACAAGAGUUAAACGUGUUUUCAAAGAUAAAGGUUAUAUAUACGUCAAUCUGUGUUGUUUACAUUGCUGCACAAAGAAAAUUAAAUUUGUCCAUGCAUUUCUUAAGCACCUAAAAUGUCACUGACUUCAUUGCAUCAAUUUCUAAAAUACGAAUAUCUGCCGUUGAAUGUGUAGAUUUGAGUAGGUGAAGGAUGUAGAUGUAGGCUGAAGCCCUUUUUUUUUUUCUUUCCUGU